UUGGAAUCAGCGUGAAAGCUGAAUUUUGUUUCUACAUCCCAGAGUGGAUGUUAAUAAUUAAUUAUAAUACCACAGAGACAAUAUCUCUGAACUCUGAACUUAUGACUAAAAAAAAGCAUAUUUACACAUAAUUACAUGAACACUGUACACUCUUAGAAAUAAAAGGUACAAAAGCUGUCACUGGGGGUGGUACCUUUCAAAAGGUACACUUUUGUACCUGUUAGAUUCAAAUAUGUACAUUUAAAUACUAAUACAUACCUUACCUACAUACCUACAAAAUGAUUUAAAAAUAAAUUCUUAAACAGCAUAAGGGUUAGUAAGCAACAGGUGUGGUCUUCAUAGUUUGUACUUUGGAUGUGUAUGACAGUAAAAGAGGCUGUAAAAACAACCUGAUCAGAACUGAUACAGGAUUGCUCUGACAAUGUACAGGAAAAACAAUAUUUAGAUAAGAAGACGGAUGAAAUAUUUUACAGUCAAACUGUUUUAGCUGUAGCAGACGAUCAAGUCAUCAGGAAAUAAUGAAAGCUUUGUGAGGAGAGCAGCACAUUUCACAGAAAAACGCUGAAAAGACUGGAUGGGAAUGGAUGAGAUUACAGAAAUAUCCCUCUGUCAUGAACAAGGCAUUUGUCUUUCGGACUGUCCUAAACUGAGAAUUGUCCUGGUUGGAGUGACAGAAUCUGGGAAAAGUGCUGUUGGUAAUGCUAUCAUGGGCAAGAAAGCCUUUGACGAGGUUGGGGUAAAGACCCGACUGAGUUUCCCAUUUCAGGGUCUUGUGAGAGGACAGCAGGUGCUAGUGGUUGACACUCCAGGGUGGGAAUGGUUCAACGUCAGUGGCUCCUCUGCAUCAGUAUGGCCAGUGAAGAAGGAGAUAAUGAGAAGUAUGAGUCUGUGCCAGCCUGGAGCCCAUGCCCUGCUGCUGGUGGUCCCACUGUCAUUCUCGUUCUCCCCGCGUGAACGCUGUGCAGUGGAGGAACAUAUAGAGCUCUUUGGUCCAGAUGCCUGGAGUUACAGCUUGGUGCUCUUCACCAUCUUAGACAGAAAGCAGUUACGUGGCUCCACCUUAAAGCAAGAAGUGAUGUUAAACGUCGAGCUACACAGGCUGAUUGAGAAAUGCGGAGGCCGUUUCCAUGCUUUGUACAGCAAUCCCAAAGCAGGGGAGGACCAGGUGGCUGGCCUUCUGGCUAAGAUCAAGAAAAUGAUGGCUACAAAUGGGGAGACUAUGAUCUCCAGUGAGAAGGUGUUGGAACAAGCCAGAGAAAUGGAGAAAGAAGAGGUGAGAAGACUGAAGGAGGAGCAAAAAAGAGAUGAGACAAUAGAAAAAGUGAGACAGUUAAGAAGGUUGAGAAGGAACACAGACCAACGGAGAGUGGACGGAAAUAGAUAUUCACCUAGGUACAAUAUGAGCAGUGACCAGCCUCUCAGCAGCAAAAGCAGCUUUCGCCAGAGCUGCAAACAACAGUAAACGACGGAGAAAGGACCUCACCUAAAACGCCAACAUCCACCACUGCAACUUCUACAUCUCACCACCAGAGGCCAUCAUCGCUUCGCAUCACCAGAGUGAUAACUCGUGACCCCAAACCAACUAGCAAAUGAGGAACAUGAACUUUAGCACUUUGUAACUUUAGAUGAUUUAAAUGUUCAAAGCUGAGUCAUAAUGCCUUGUCGUAAUAUUUUGAAAAUAAGCUCAUGGUAGCAAAAGAAUCAUGGCACUUAAAAAAAAAUAAAAUAAAAACAUCAACUGUACUUCUACUGUUCUUUUGCCAGUUUUACGGUUUCAAAAAUGUCAAAAAAGUGUAAAUCUAAAAAAAAAAUGUAAAUGUAAUGUAUACUAAAUAAAACAAGGAUUUUUGGUGACAUUUUACAAGUGAA
This is a messenger RNA of Puntigrus tetrazona (Sumatra barb), 1869 nucleotides long. RefSeq names its product GTPase IMAP family member 4. The record is from RefSeq and is a predicted model, not a curated record. The transcript has 3 exons. Bases 575 to 1462 code for a protein of 295 amino acids. Gene Ontology annotation, molecular function: GTP binding. Lineage: Eukaryota; Metazoa; Chordata; Actinopteri; Cypriniformes; Cyprinidae.